Castor canadensis (American beaver) is the source of this 982-nucleotide messenger RNA. Its product is annotated as olfactory receptor 10J1-like. The record is from RefSeq and is a predicted model, not a curated record. Gene Ontology annotation, biological process: G protein-coupled receptor signaling pathway. Gene Ontology annotation, molecular function: olfactory receptor activity; G protein-coupled receptor activity. Lineage: Eukaryota; Metazoa; Chordata; Mammalia; Rodentia; Castoridae. Gene Ontology annotation, cellular component: membrane.
AAGUCUCCAUCUUCUGAUCUGGAAGUUUUACUCAAUGAAGAGAGAAAACCACUCAGUGGUGAGUGACUUUAUUUUCCAGAGUUUCUCCAAUUUUCAUGAACACAAGAUUAUCCUCUUUGUGGUAUUUCUUACUUUGUACCUUUUAACUCUGACUGGCAAUGUUAUUAUUGUGACAAUUAUCAGCAUUGAUCGUCAUCUUCACACUCCCAUGUACUUUUUUCUUAGUAUACUUUCCACUUCAGAGACAAUCUACACAUUGGUCAUCAUACCACGGAUGCUCAUCAGCCUUGCAGUUUCAAGUCAACCUAUUUCUUUGACUGGCUGUGCCACCCAGAUGUUCUUUUUUAUCACUCUAGCCAUCAACAACUGCUUUCUGCUUACAGCAAUGGGGUAUGACCGUUAUGUAGCCAUCUGCAACCCCUUGAGGUACACAGUCAUCAUGAGCAAGAGGGUAUGUGUUCAGCUGGUAUGGGGAGCCUGCAGCAUUGGAUUACUUGUGGCCAUAAUUCAGAUUUCAUCUGUGUUCAGACUACCUUUCUGUGAUAGAAAGGUGGCCCAUUAUUUCUGUGACAUCCUCCCAGUUAUGAAACUUUCCUGUGCUGAUACCACACUACAUGACAUAAUUAAUUUUAUCAUCAGCUCACUGGUUAUUGUGGUGCCUAUGGGUUUGGUAUUCAUCUCCUAUAUCCUCAUCAUUUCUACCAUCCUCAAGAUAGCCUCUGCUGAGGGACGGAAGAAAACUUUUGCAACUUGUGCCUCCCACCUCACUGUGGUUAUCAUCCACUAUGGCUGUGCCACCAUUGCCUACCUCAAACCCAAGUCAGAGAACACCAGGGAUCAGGAUCAGCUGAUUUCAGUAACUUACACUGUUUUUACUCCACUCCUUAACCCUGUGGUGUAUACUUUGAGGAACAAGGAGGUCAAGGAUGCCCUUUACCGUGCUAUUGGCAAAAAAAAAUCUCUUGAUUGGAAUCUGAGGUAG